AUGAGACAGAUCUACCAGACCCCCAUGCUUACCCGACUGCGGUCUCCGGCCAAUGGUGGGUUAGUGACCAACUCCGCAUCUACUUCUCCAGCGAAUCCAAGGAAGACAUCGCCGAAUGCCUCUCCGAUGGUCUCCACGAAGCCAUCGUUUCAGAUUGCCAGCAGCAAAUCUAAUCUGAAACGAGGGGAAUCUGGUAAAGUGACUUGCAUUGUUAAGACGAUCGAGGCUCUGAACGCAGGCGUCAACGAACACUCGGACAACAGAGCUCUACAGUUCUCGGCUCGAGCGUGUCAACCACCGACUGUUGUCGAAUCGGCAGAUGGCCCUACUGAAGAAAGUGAUAGAAAAUCUACAGGCCCUCGCACGACUGAACCAGAAGCAGGACACUUAGAUGUGCCAAAAAACUGUUCGGAUGAUUCGUUUGUUACAGCACCCGAGUCUGAGUCAGAAUCUAACGCUAGCAAUAUAUCAGAGUUGGAAUACAAUUUCCAUUUUACCCCAGGCGCAGCAAACCCAGUCGGUGCUCAAGAGUCUGAAGAAGACACAGCAAAUCUUUGUACUGUCACAGGCUCUACGUCAGAUACUGCCCUAGAUGUAGAAUCGGAGGAUAGGAGUAUGCUAGCUUGUGAUGUGGUGACAAGCACUGGCCACAUCAAAGAAGCGAGUUCGCCUGUACUUCCAAGUAUUUGCGAAUACAACAGAAAAUCCCUAAGUAGUCGGGGGACUCCAAGCGAGCAAUUCCUAUCGCAGGAAACAACAAGUGACGGCGUGUUGGAAGACAAAGUAUCUACCAGUCCACAUGUGGAAGAGGCGGUUGAAAACAAUAUCGCUAAGGAGGGGCUCGAGUUGUCCAGCGCUACACCACUUGUCGUGGAUACGUAUAUAGAAGAAGUGGGUAUCCAUAAUGUGCAAGUAGAAAAGGUAGCGAAUUGUAGCGGUAGUGAUGAGCAUAUAAAAAACACGGAUUCUAGGCCCUCUGCGAAUGCAUCAAGCACAGAAUUUGUGGCGAAUGACGACGAUGAACACUGCGCUAUUGAAACAACGGAAAUAGAUAAUGCAGUGCAGAAUAUCGAUGCGAGAGACAUUUCCUCGAUCCAGUCCUCAUUUCAAGUGGAACAGAAGCUCGAUGCACCAACGCACGUAGAUAUAAACUCAGCAACAAGCGAAGUGGAGGACGAACCAGACUCGUCCGGGGAUGGAAUCGUCAAAUCAUCUGUCUGCAAUGAACGUUUGCCACCUGUCUCCGGUACCGAAUGCGAAAAUUCAGCAAAAAGUAAGAGCACCGAAAAGCCACCGCUCCGCUCACAGGUAAGCAGUAUCGUAGACAGUUUAUUUGAGACAGUAUCGUGCGAGAUGCUUGCACAGAAACAAGCAAAUGAAGCCAAUCGUCGGGAGGCUGAGACCGAGUUAGCCCGGGCUGAACACGAGGCACAGGAUGAAACGCAAGCGAGCCAGAAUAUACAACAGCCUUCCGAGAGAAGUGCAGACAAUGCACUGUUCCCGCUUGACAUGCCACCUCGUCGACUAAGUAAGGUGCAACGCAUGCUCGGCGAAGAAGUACCUGAGGGAGGUCCCAUGCUAACAAUUAUUGAUAACGAGGCGGCUUCGCUAUUGAAGUCGGCGUUCGCGGGUGCGCAUACGGCUCAAACCAAUGGGGUCACAUCGCAGACAUCCAGCGCAAUGGCACCGAGGUGUACACGCCAAUCGACUGAGGAAGAGUUCAGGCCACAUCUCGUCCAUAGGGACACCUCUAUUUUUGACGGUAUGCUCAUUGGGUCGUUUAGUGGUAAGGGUAAAGAGGAAUACAAGGCGCCGCCAAAGCGCAAGGUGAGUACUGAACAGCAACAGCUCGCACUGAAUGGACCAGGCGAGAGGAAGGUGCCCGUGUCGGCGGACGAAGCGCGUAGAAUGCAGAUUUACGGUACUUUGCCUAUAAAAGGCAGACACUCUAAAGAAUCUUUGAUCGAGAAGGGCACUAGAUCCAAUCGAACUAGUCCGCUAUGCAAAGGUGAUAGGGCUGAGAGUGCUAUCGGAGAUCUUAUUGCGGGAAAUUGCAAUCCACGACUACCCAUGGCGCACCCUGGAGAAGCCCACCCGGGGGGCGCUUCAGCGCGUACACAAUCACAUCCCAACAGACCCGGCACGCCCAGACGCACUACGUCUGCACAAGGGUCUGAUUUGAUACCAAAUCAAUCCAACCACAGUAAGCUGGGUAGUGGUCAGUGCACAAGUGCGUCCGUUCCUAAUCUAAGUGACGAACAUGCGCUGAGUCUACGAGCGCUCCAGGGAAGGAAAGGCGUGGCCAGUGAAGAACUUCUCUCCAUAGCCAGCAUCACUUCUGGGCACCCACUGCGUAAGCACUGUCACAAGAGAUCUGCAUCCCAUUCGAAUGGUACCCAGAGUUCCGGGACGUAUCCACUCUCACCGAACAAACACAGUCUAUCUCACAACAACCAAGCCAUACGCGGUCGUGGCGGCACACUGCACAACAGGUCCUCGUCCGAGUCGCGCAGGCGUGCAAGUAGCGGAUCAGUCUCCCAGGGGAGUAUGUCCUCGGGAACGGGUCGCAGCACAAUGUCGAGAUUGUCAGCACGAGACGCGCAGUUGGGGUUGGUUCAGGGGACUGGAGCGAAUUGGACAGGCACUCUGACUAGAAGCAACAGCAAGCACCUAGGCCAAGAGUUGAUCAUAUUUGGGGCGGUGCAUGUAUCUGGGAUGUCGCGGUCAUGCCGUGUGUGCCACACUCAAGGCCGAGGAACUGUGCCCAGAGGUGCGAGUGCGGCCACGAGCACGUUACCGCGACGAGGGGCUAACAUGAAGGAUGUGCAGGACUUCAGAUCGGUCGAAAACGGACGCUUACAUUACCGUAUAGGUGUAUCUGUGAACGCUAGCACGCCACAGACUGUGUUGAUGGACUGCAAAGGCGAACUUAUCACACGUUUGAGCAAACAGCAUAAGUUCAUGGGUAUGACGCCCACAGUGUAUGUGGAGGAUCUCAGAACAGUCGCGGUGAACGGUCGUGUGUUGUUGCCAGGCAAGGUAGCACUAAGCAAGCAGAAAGGUGUGCGAGUCUUGACAUACACUAAGAGUAUCACAAUCAAUGAUACCCUGAAGGAAGGUGAGUGCAUCAACGUGUUCUUCUGCAAGGACAAGGAGAAAGCGAAGGAACGCAAAUUGGCGGAUAACACUAAGCACCACAAGAAAUAACAGAAGGCCCGAGCGAAGGCUCU
This is a messenger RNA of Sphaeroforma arctica JP610, 3230 nucleotides long. RefSeq lists its product as hypothetical. The coding region runs from base 1 to 3207 and encodes 1068 amino acids. NCBI's taxonomy places the organism in Eukaryota, Ichthyosporea, Ichthyophonida. The transcript is spliced from 2 exons. The record is from RefSeq and is a predicted model, not a curated record.